Molecule: messenger RNA, 1437 nt
Organism: Scomber japonicus (chub mackerel)
Lineage: Eukaryota; Metazoa; Chordata; Actinopteri; Scombriformes; Scombridae
Gene: svbp
Product: small vasohibin binding protein
Exons: 3
Coding region: 109-309 (66 amino acids)
Biological process (GO): negative regulation of protein ubiquitination; protein secretion
Cellular component (GO): apical part of cell
Source: RefSeq, a predicted model, not a curated record
GUUUAUCGGUGACACACUGGGAACAGCUGUUUUGACCGGCCAGCAGCUAGCUAACGUUAUCACCCGUCCUUUAUAUUUCACAGGUUGACUGAGUUGAAGACUGUUACCAUGGAGCCCGCCUGCCGUAAAGACAAGCCGAAGCUGAACUCCACCCCGACCAGAGGUGACCGAGCCAAGCAGAAAUCUGCACAGCAAGAGCUCAAACAGAGGCAGAGAGCAGAGAUCUAUGCUUUGAACAAGGUGAUGACGGAGUUGGAGCAGCAGCAGUUUGAGACCUUUUGUAAACAGAUGCAGUCACAAGGAGAAUGAGAGUUCCUCCUUCCUCCAUCAUGUAGAUCUGAAUCUGGACCUGGACCCGUCUUCCUCCGAAAAACAGCAUGUACAUGCAAACUUGAACCCAACCACACACUUACACACACACAGUAUAGUUGGGUAGAUUUGUGGUGCUGUCUCACAUCCUGAGAAGACUUGAAAAACACACAGAAGGCCAUUGUUUUCUAAUAUUGAAUCAGACAAUCUUUGCUCCUGUUGUUUUACUGACUUUCCUCUGAUUUUGUAACCUGCUUGAAUAUGCCAGAGAGUAUUUUUUUUAUUUAUAAGCUGUACCAUUAACUGAAAGCAAACAUUGAGAACAGGAAGCAGAGUUGCAUAUUUCCUAUAAACACAUUAGGUCACUGACUUUCCCUUCAAUACUUCACUCUGUGUAUAGUACUUUUAACAUUCAACUCAAAUCAACAUUUCUUCAUGUAGAAAGUCUGUUCAUCACAUUCUAAUCAGCUUAGAUUUUAUCACAUUGGAUAACAUCACUUACACUUAAGAAAAGAACAUGAGCUUCCCACUGGAGUCCUUGUUCUCACUCAUUGUCAUGGAUCCAGUAUUGCUUAAGAAACUCCUGAGAACAAUAGAAUAAUGGAUACUCUGUUGUCCAGUGCUUGGCAGGUAGCAUUCAGUUGGCUUCUUUAACCAGCAUAAGAGGUGAAAGGAGGUGAGGCUGCAGUUUGAUUGCAUUGCUAAGGUCACAUUUUUGUUAAUCUACAGUAAAGUAAGUUUGGACACACUUUCUCUUUUAAAGGAAUGGAAGGUGUGUCCAAACCUUUGACUGGUACUGUAAAUAAUGUAACUAGACUGACUGAUAUUGGCCAUGACAGAGACAAUAACUUCAGUUACUAUUGACAGGCUACAGCUGCAGCCACAGCUAUUGAUUCUAAGUUGGAACAGCAAUACAGCAAGAGUUUGUUUUCCAGCCAUUUAUGAACAUUUCUUAAUGUAGCUAUAUAAUAGACAGUGCCCUUAAUGUGCCAGUGUUAAUGGUGCUCCCUUUGAACACUAUGUUGUGAAUGACAUUGUUUGCAUUGUACGCCAUUUGGUCUGUACAUGAAGUAAUAUUGCAUUUUAUUGUUAGUCACUCUGAACAACUUCUUUGAUUUCAUGAAAAUA